UCAACGUUGAUCGGAGAGUGCAGAAAUAAAAAUGAAAUGAGCAUUAAAUGCAAAGACUCCUUUUCCUCUGUGAUGUAUCUGUGAUAAGAGUUUUGGACCUCUCAGUUACAAGGCCUUCGAAGUCGACAACACAUCUCUGGUAUUUUUCAACUCGUUACGUAGAUCUGAGGAAUAUAAGCAACUCAUCGUCUCUCGGUUACUUCACGGCUAGUUGAUUACUUGGGAUUUUUCUCCGUGUUUCUCAGAGGACGCAGAGGAUGUAAGCUCUCGUAUGCAGAAGACAAUGAGUUUGGUGCUUUUUAAAAAAGUAUUCGACUCUAGAAAGUUGUGGUCAAAACUAUCUUAUCUCUCUACGAUGUUGACGGAGUUAUUCGUGUACUUGGCAUCAAGUAUGCAGCCUGUCACAAAAACGAAGUCGGCAGAUUCGGCUCCAUGCAGUCGGGAAGAUGGCGACGAAAAGCAAAAAAGAAGCAGAAAAACAUUGGCGCAAGAUAUGAAAAUGCGCUUGAGUUUUCUCCGCAGGAGGCAUACAGAUAGUUCAUUACAGCCUUCUGUAAGACCUUCCCCUGAGGAAGCUCUCAAGUGGGCAGAAUCAUUUCAAGAAUUGACGAAUAGUAAAUAUGGACUGUCAUUAUUUCGUGCAUUUCUGUCUCGCGAAUUCAGUGAAGAAAAUAUUGAAUUUUGGUUAGCUUGUGAGGAAUACAAGCGCUCCAGAGCUAACAAGCUCAGCUCAAAAGCUCGAAAAAUUUAUGAAGAUUUUGUAGCUGUACAAGCACCCAAAGAGGUAAACCUAGAUUCAUCAAUGCGUUCCUUGAUACAUGACCACCUCCAGAAUCCAGACAGGCAUGCUUUUGAUUCAGCUCAAAGAAGAAUCCAAGGGCUCAUGGAACAAGAUGCUUAUGUCAGGUUCUUGCAAUCAGAUCUAUAUACGGACCUUGCCCAAGCAAAUAAUCCUAAUACUUCGAGUUGAAAAGUUUCCUCACAUAUACUUUAAAACCUGAAGCAUUCCCGUAAAGUAAAAACUUACCUGCAGUAUUUGCAAUGCGAGUGGUUACAGAUCUUUCUUCGUUUUGCGUGGAUAUAGUACUAUUUAUUGUCGCGAGUAAUGAACUGAUUAAAUUGCAAUGGGGUUCUAAUUUGCCAUCUUCUUGGAUAACCAAAUAUGUGUGUUGUAUAUUAGCUUAAGAGUGGACUGACUGAUUGGUAGUUGAAACACAUUUCUAACCCAUAAAAUUUUAUAAGCGAGGUAUUUAUGACACCUUUGUUAAAAAACGGAAGACCGAAUAAAAUUAGAAUAUAUGUUUUAUUGCCAUGUAAAGGAGCAUAACUGUAACCUUUUUGACUUAGAUCAAGAUGUUGUUGAUAUAUGUCAGUCGAUUUAAGUCAGAAUGGUCUGUACAGCUAAAUUUUGAAACUCAAUGCAAUAAUGAAAAGAGAUUUUUUUGUAGAGUUAACAGCUGAAGUGUAUCUCAGUUUGUAAUAACGGAAGUGCCAAAUACUGGUGUAAAGUAUCUGUACAUAAAUAAUUUUUCUAUCACUUGUUGCAAGGAUAUCGAUGGUCAUUAUUCAUUUUUGUAACCUUGCAGCAAGGUCAUUCGGUCUUGAUGAAGAAAUAUUUGUUACAAAAUAAUAAGAAACUAAUUUGAAAUUCUUUAAUUAUGCCCAGGAGAAAAUGUAAAUACAAAUAGUGAGUCUGCAUGGAUGUAUUAAGAAUCAAUUCAGCUGUAAAUAUAUUUGUUUCAUCCUGCUCCACAAUGAGUACUGUAUCCACGGACUGUAGCUUCCGGACGAGAUGAACAUAUUAAUGUGAGGAAGAUGAAAUUUUUUGGCAUCGGAUAUCACAUUCAGAAAUCUCAUGGAAAAGUGUUUUUCAUACUUGGUAGAUCGCAUCGAUGGUUGUAAAUUAUUGAUUCACGAGAUGUAUUAUUUAAAUGAUGUAUUUUCAUGAUGAAUAACGUGGAAGAUAUUUUAUCUUCUGUUAGAUGCAGUUGUAGCUGUCUUCUGUCAUUAUGUGAUCUUUUUUGAUACGCUGAAUCGAUAAAUGGUGCGAAUUAUCGUUUGUAAAGCAGCAGAAUUCUACGUUCGAUGUUUGCACCGUGUUACGUUUUUGCAAGUUUUUCAAAUAAUUUUUUCCAACUUUUGAAAUAUUUUCCUAUGUUUCUAUUUACCCGUUUUUCAGUAAAAAUACAGCAACUUUAAUAUUUAUACUUCUGAAUAUCACCCUCAAAAAAUUUUAAACUGUAAUAGAAUAAAUUUCGACAUUUUAUGUGCAGUACGAAAAGCUCUGUAUGUCUCUACUGUAUCAGUAUCUAAAUGUGUAUAUAACAAAAAAAGCACAAGAUUCAUAUGCAGAUUCUAGUGAGUAAUUAAAUAUAAUUCAUGUUACUUAUAUUUGGAGUAACUCCUAUCUAGUCAGCCUUUAAAAGUGAUGUGUUACUUUUCAACAAGGGAUAAAAUAAUUGCAUAUGAAUUAAAAUAUUCAUCUUAAAUUUUAUUUCAGAUUGAGAUAAAUGUAAAGAUGGAAUUGUUUUUUCCCUUUAUUUCACGGAAGUUAAUUUUUAAAUAAUUUGUCAUAAUUUUAAGUAAUUUGACAAUAGUUUGUCACUACACAAUAAUUUAAAAUAAUUUCAUGUGAU
This is a messenger RNA of Stegodyphus dumicola, 2636 nucleotides long. Its product is annotated as regulator of G protein signaling 2-like. The record is from RefSeq and is a predicted model, not a curated record. Lineage: Eukaryota; Metazoa; Arthropoda; Arachnida; Araneae; Eresidae.